ACAGGAGAUAUAUCUUCAACUGGAUGCAUUUUGGAACAGGAACAGCAGCUCAAGUCGUGGCUGUUGUCACCAUCUUCCUCGGGAUCCAUCAGCAAGCUCUGUUCCUGCCUGCUCCGUGGUCCACAGGGGUCCUGGCAGCCAUUGUGGUGUGGUUUGUGCUGGCUGAUUUGGUUCUGGAAGUCCAUCGAAGGGGAUUUUUACCUAUAGGUAAAUAUUUAAAAAAUGUCAAAAUCUACACUGAACAUAUUAAUUCUGAUGACAAAGAGGAGAUUGUGUUUGUUCCUGAUGAGAAUGAGACUUAUAGUGUGGAAUCUUGUUUUAAAAACAUAGUUCUGGCUAUUUAUCUUUGUGGAAAUCUGGGAUUUCUAACUGUUCUCCUUUGGACCAUCAGUGCAGUAUGACACACUCUCAGCAGUCGUUUACACAUUUAGUCUUUGGGACUUUCACUAAUCAUGCUUAUUUUAAAACAAGCCAAAGAAAUAUAGAGUAGGACUGAAUUACGACAGGCAACCUGUCAAUUUACGUUGAUUAUUAGAAUGAAAUUGUCUGAUUUGAAAUCAAAUGUCUUGUCUACUGGGGUAUAAAUCAAUUUAGUAUAUUUUUAGCACUUAUAAUUUAUUUUUGAAAUAUAUAUAUGUACAAUAUUGCUUGCCUAUACUUUUUUUUUGUCGUAAAGAACAACUUCUGCUUGUUAUUUAAAUAUCUCUUCCUGAUUCGCUUUUUUAAGUCUUUGAAUCUAAAGAACAUAUUU
Sinocyclocheilus grahami is the source of this 751-nucleotide messenger RNA. Its product is annotated as putative ferric-chelate reductase 1. The record is from RefSeq and is a predicted model, not a curated record. Lineage: Eukaryota; Metazoa; Chordata; Actinopteri; Cypriniformes; Cyprinidae. The transcript has 4 exons. Bases 24 to 401 code for a protein of 125 amino acids.